Molecule: messenger RNA, 1154 nt
Organism: Passer montanus (Eurasian tree sparrow)
Lineage: Eukaryota; Metazoa; Chordata; Aves; Passeriformes; Passeridae
Product: zinc finger CCCH domain-containing protein 4-like
Exons: 1
Biological process (GO): negative regulation of DNA-templated transcription
Cellular component (GO): nucleus
Molecular function (GO): RNA binding
Source: RefSeq, a predicted model, not a curated record
CCGCGGCUGGCGCGGCACGGCCCCCGGGCGGCCCCGGGAGGGGGCGAGGAUGAGGACGGCGAGCGGCUGCUGCGGGACAAGGCGCUGCCCAUCCCGCUGGAGGCGGCGGCGGGGCAGGCCCAGCGCGACCCGCGCUGCCGGCUGCAGCAGUUCUCGCACAUCCGCAAGGACGUGCGGCUGCCGCUGCCGCCCUUCGCGCGCUGCGUGCUCUGGAGCCCCGAGGAUCUCAUCCCGCUGCCGCUGCCCAGGCAGGAGCCCCCUCCCGCCGCGGGACCCCCGCCCGCCCCCGCCGGCGACCCCCGGCUGCUGCGGCCGCCCUCGGACCCGCGGCAGCCGCGGGAGGCUGCUUCAUCAUCAUCAUCGUCAGCAGCAUCAUCAUCAUCAUCCUCCUCGCUGCCCGACUUCGAGCUGCUCUCCAGGAUCCUCAAGAGCGUCACGGCCACCUCGGGGGGGGACAAACCCAGCGACCCCCGCGUCAGGAAGGCUCCUCCCGCCGACCCCCGGCUGCAGAAACCGCUGGAAAGCGGCAAUUCCCAGAAACCCCCGGAGGGCGGCAAUUCCCAAAAACCCGCGGAGGGCGGCAAUUCCCAAAAAAGCCCGGAGCGCUGCGGGGAGCAGGACGAUGCCAUCGCCCCCUACGACCCCCGGCUGAGCUGGGGCAGCUCGGCCCAGAGCAGCAGCAGCGUCCUGAGCGCCAUCAGCCUCUACGACCCCCGGACUCCCAGCAAAGAGCCCCAAAACGAGGGGAAUUCAUCCCAAAAACCCCCCGGCGGCGGUGACGGCGCCCGGCCGGGCCGGCCCAAGGAGCCGCCGUUCGUGCGGCGCUCGGCGCUGGAGCAGCCGGAGCCGCCGGAGCCCACGGACAGGUACAACAGCUACAACCGGCCCCGGGGCAAAGCCGCGGCCCCGGGCGAGGCGGGCAGCGCCCAGCCCGCCCUGCACAACCUGCCCGUGCCCCCCGUGCCCCCCGUGUUCGGCCUGGCCAAGGCCGGCGCCCGCCCGGGCACCGGCAGCCCCUUCCCGGGGGGCAGCCCCGGCCGGGAGCCCCCCGAGGAUGGGGGGGACAAGGGCUCGCUCAAGGACGUCUUCAAGGGCUUCGACCCCACGGCCUCGCCCUUCUGCCAGUGAGGGGGGGGCUGGAACGGGGGGGAAAU